This is a messenger RNA of Pelodiscus sinensis (Chinese soft-shelled turtle), 2095 nucleotides long. Lineage: Eukaryota; Metazoa; Chordata; Testudines; Trionychidae. The record is from RefSeq and is a predicted model, not a curated record.
UCACCAAAAUCAAGAAGUACAGCAACUCGAAGACGCUUCAUGUCUUUACGGAAGAGCCUUUCUAGUAUGAGCCACCAGUGGAUUACCAGCCUUCAGAAGAAAAUGAGAAUUUUUGCCUCAAUAACUCAACACAUUUGGGGACUUUAUGUAUCAGAGAAGAAGCCAGGCUGGAAGAAUCUGUUGCAGCUUUUCACAGUUUGCUGUACUGUUAGCUUCAUCAUAAGCAGCCUCUUACUUCUUGGCUUGUAUUCCUUUAUAGCACACUAUCCUUUGGUUUUCUUAGCAAUUUUUGGAUUCAUCUGGAUUGGCUUGUCUAUUGGGCUGUGUUCCUUCAAGUACAUGCGCUGCUUUGGCACACUGAUUUUUCUUUCUUUCAGCUUGCGGAAUGGUAGAAAUAUACUUAUUACUGCUGGCACUGGUGUUGUGGUAGCUGUUAACAUCCAAAAUAUUUUUCACAACCUAAAGAUGCUGGCAGACAGUAUAACUUGCAAUCUGGAGGCUGAGCAAUUUGCCUUGAUAAAAAAAUAUGUUAAAAUAAUUAAGUGGAUUCAUAAUCAGAUGCUACGUUCAAGUAACCCACUGACAGGAAUAGUAUCACUGAAUGACAAAUUCAAUGCUUCUUACUUAAUUUCAGAUGAAGGUUUGAAAAUGAAGCUAAACAACACAAAACAACAAAUCCAGAGUGUUGCUAACCAGAUAUCUUCUGUACUGGCUAUACAGCUUUCUAUAAGCCAGAGACUGUUGCCUAUUGUAGGAAUUCUUCUGGUUCUUCUUGGCACAUACCUUUUCUUCAGAAAAUUCUUGGGCACUCAGAGAGAGAAGUUUAAAAAUAUUUACAUUACAAAACGGUUCAUUGAAUUUGAGGAGCACCAAAGGCAGCAACAAAGGCCCUGUGUUCUUCCACUCAGUAAAAAAGAAACAAAGAAGUAUGUGAGAAUCCCAUCCCUGUGUCUACAACACAAAGAAAGGAAAAGAAUAGGACGCUUUUUAAUCCCUGCAUUUACUAAUCUUUGCAUCUGGGUUCUGUUUGCAGCAGUAGAUUAUUUGCUUUACUUGCUAAUUUUUUCUGUGAGCAAGUAUCUCCAAGCAUUACCAGAGCUAGAGAUUAAUUUGAACGUCAGUUACCAUAACAAUGAAAACAAGUUUAUUGUCAACAAUGGGAAGCUGAAGACAACAAAUGAUUCCUUUAACAUUUCUCUGUUUAAACGUGAAUGCCUCCCUAAACCAGAGUUUUCACCUUCCUCAACAUGGAUCCCACUUGGAUGCAUCAUUUUUUUUCUAAUAAUAGUUGUGUUAUUCUCCACCACUCUGACACAACUUAAAAUACUUGUGUCAACUUCAUUUUAUCCCAAAAUAGAGAUGGAACGGAUACAUUAUCUGCAUGCAAAACUCCUGAGAAAAAGAUCAAAGUUUCCGCAGAAAAAUGUAAAAAGGAAAUUGAACUCAUUUGCUACAAUGUUCCACUUCUGGUUCCCAGUAUUCAAGGCAUUUGAGAUGGUCAGGAAGAAAGAAAAAGAUACGAUGCACAUGAACAAUGUUUGAAAAAGGCCAAGUAACCUUUUGGAUAAGCUCACAGUUCUUUGGUUCAAUAGGUCUCUGCAUACUGCAUCUGUAUUGCUCCUGCUUUGUUUAAAUAUUUCCAUAAUCUGCUGCUAGUUAAUUUGUAUAUAUAUCUACUGCUGCCAGUUAAUUUGUAUUAUAUAUUAUUUGUGUGUGUAUAUAUAUAUAUAAUUUAAAUAGGUACAAAUAGAUGUCCAAAGUUAUCAGCCUGCAGUAUUUUGGUAAAAUCUGAGAAACAGUAAUAAUAUAAAAUAGCACUUGAGGUCUUCCAGCUUUUCCUGUUAUUUAAUCCAUUUUCAGCUCUGAUUCUUCACUGCCUUGCACCUGUGUGGACACCUAGAGCCUGACUCCCAUGAAUGGGAAGGAUGCUAUACAUUGCAGUGGCAGUAUUACUCUGUAAUUUACAUUUGCACCCACCUUGAAUACCCUGUAUUCUUCUAGUGUGUGCCCCAACUGUAAAAUAUAAAUCAGGCUUUUAGUUUCUAAUUCAACUUUAAGCAUGAGUUGUCCCAUUGAUAUAAAUGACCCUACUGAA